Zychaea mexicana is the source of this 402-nucleotide messenger RNA. RefSeq lists its product as uncharacterized. Lineage: Eukaryota; Fungi; Mucoromycota; Mucoromycetes; Mucorales; Lichtheimiaceae. The transcript is spliced from 2 exons. The coding region runs from base 46 to 402 and encodes 118 amino acids. The record is from RefSeq and is a predicted model, not a curated record.
CUCAAACACCCGUCGGUAACUACUUUUGUAUCCCACGGCGGUGGCAUGUCCCUAUUCGAGGCUCUUUACGCUGGAAAGCGCACGGUGAUUAGACCUUUCUGUGGUGACCACCCUGCGAAUGUUUUGCAUUUCGACCGUGAACAGCUCGGAGGAUACUUGGAUAUGGAUCGCAAGGAGAAUGUUUUUGAGCCACUGCUAUGGGUUAUUCAGAGCAACGUGGACCGGCACAAGCAAUUGGCUCAAAUACAUGCACAGCAUGCAGUGGUCCGAGGGGCAGAUUUAGGCGAAGAAGCUCUGUUUACCAGCAAAGACGGUUACUUACAGCAUCGGCGCGACAUUGCAAAAAGACUUAAUUUUCUAAAAGCAUACGACUACGACUUUGACAGCAUGCUGAACAAAUAG